This is a messenger RNA of Jaculus jaculus (lesser Egyptian jerboa), 1266 nucleotides long. RefSeq names its product bone morphogenetic protein 10 (gene Bmp10). The transcript has 2 exons. Gene Ontology annotation, biological process: SMAD protein signal transduction; BMP signaling pathway. Gene Ontology annotation, cellular component: extracellular region. Bases 1 to 1266 code for a protein of 421 amino acids. Gene Ontology annotation, molecular function: cytokine activity; growth factor activity. Lineage: Eukaryota; Metazoa; Chordata; Mammalia; Rodentia; Dipodidae. The record is from RefSeq and is a predicted model, not a curated record.
AUGGCUUCUCUGGGCCUGCAGCUGAGCAUCGUCUGCCUGGUGGCUCACUGCGUUUCUGGUAGUCCCAUCAUGGGCCUUGAGCCUCUGGAAGAAGAUAUGCCCUUCUUUGAUGAUGUCUUUUCAGAGCAAAAUGGAAUCGACUUUGACACACUGCUGCAGAGUAUGAAAGAUGAGUUUCUCAAGACCUUGAACCUGUCUGACAUCCCCAUGCAGGACUCAGCCAGGGUGGACCCGCCGGAGUACAUGUUGGAACUCUACAACAAAUUCGCCCGGGACCGGACCUCCAUGCCUUCUGCCAACAUCAUCAGGAGUUUCAAGAAUGAAGAUAUGUUUUCUCAACCAAUAAGUUUCAAAGGGAUCCGGAAAUACCCUCUCCUCUUCAAUGUGUCUGUCCCUCACCACGAAGAGAUCAUCAUGGCCGAACUCAGGUUGUACACACUUGUGCAGAGAGAUCGCAUGAUGUACAAUGGUGUGGACCGGAUCAUUACCAUUUUUGAAGUUCUUGAGAGCAAAGAUAUCAAUGAAAGCGAAAUGAACAUGCUGGUCUUAACAUCAGGGGAAAUCUAUGGAAUUAACAGUGAAUGGGAGACAUUCAAUGUUACUGAUGCUGUCAGACGUUGGCAAAAGACAGGCUCAUCCACCCAUCAGCUAGAGGUCCACAUUGAGAGCAGACAAGUCCAAGCUGACAAGACUGGAAGGGGACAAGUGGAAAUAGACAUGAGUGCCCAGAAUAAGCACGACCCUCUGCUGGUUGUGUUUUCUAAUGACCAAAGUAGUGACAAGGAGCAGAAAGAGGAACUGAAUGAGAUGAUCACCCACGAGCAGUUUCUGGAGCCAGACAACCUGGGUAUGAAUGAUUUUCCCAGUGGACCUGGGGAGGAGGCUUUGUUGCAGAUGAGGUCGAACAUCAUCUAUGACUCCACUGCUCGCAUCAGACGGAAUGCCAAGGGAAACUACUGCAAGAGGACCUCACUCUACAUUGACUUCAAGGAGAUUGGCUGGGACUCCUGGAUCAUUGCUCCUCCUGGAUAUGAAGCCUACGAAUGCCGCGGUGUCUGUAACUACCCCUUGGCAGAGCACCUCACACCCACAAAGCAUGCAAUUAUUCAGUCCUUGGUUCACCUCAAGAAUUCUCAGAAAGCUUCCAAAGCCUGCUGUGUGCCCACGAAGCUGGAGCCCAUCUCCAUCCUCUAUUUAGAUAAAGGUGUUGUCACCUAUAAGUUUAGGUAUGAAGGCAUGGCUGUUUCUGAAUGUGGCUGUAGAUAG